ACAGAAAACGAUAGCAAGUUUAUCUUUUCAGAUCAUUUCAGAGUUCAUGAUCAAUUUGGAAGAGAUUCGUGCUUGCUGGCACUUGCUGGUGCUUGCACUUAUUAUAUUAUUGCUUAGUAUCUAAUUGUUUAAUGUUCGAUGUGGAAUAAUAAAUGUUAGGGUUUUAGAUUAAUUAGUUAAAGUAAAGCACAAAAUGGCUCCAGUCCCUUUGGAAGAUCAUCAAACUCCGGUUACCAACAAUAUUCCACAAGAAGGGAAUCGUGGCGGUUCUAUUUCCCUUGGGAUGCUUAUUGAUUUUAUCAUACAACGAACUUAUCAUGAACUUACAGUUUUAGCUGAAUUAUUGCCUAGAAAAACUGACAUGGAACGUAAAAUAGAGAUAUACAACUUCUCAGCUAGAACUAGGCAAUUAUAUGUACGAUUACUAGCAUUGGUUAAAUGGGCUAACAGUGCUUCCAAAGUUGACAAAUCUGCGCAUAUAAUGGCUUUCUUGGAUAAGCAGUCAUUGCUUUUUGUCGAUACAGCUGAUAUGCUUGCACGAAUGGCUCGAGAAACAUUAGUACAUGCCAGGUUACCUAAUUUCCAUAUUCCUGCUGCUGUAGAAGUUUUGACAACUGGAACGUAUAGUCGUCUACCGGCGUGCAUAAGAGAAAGAAUUGUUCCUCCAGAUCCAAUCACACCUGCAGAAAAAAGAAGUACACUUCAGAGACUAAAUCAAGUUAUUCAACAUAGAUUAGUAACUGGAAAUUUGCUUCCACAAAUGCGUAACUUGAAAAUUGAAGCAGGAAGAGUAACAUUCCUUGUGGAGCAAGAAUUUUCAGUAUCGCUUACAGUUAUGGGAGAUGGUCCAACUGUGCCCUGGAGAUUACUAGAAUUGGAAAUUUUGGUUUCAGACAGAGAAACAGGAGAUGGGAAAGCUUUAGUCCAUCCACUGCAAACACGCUAUGUGCAUCAAGUAGUACAAUCAAGAUUGGCGGACAGUUCAAAUCCAUUAUCAGAAGUUUAUCACAUUUUGCAUUAUUUCUGCCAAUCGCUUCAGUUGGAAGUACUUUAUUCCCAAACACUGAGAUUAAUACGAGACAGGUUGGACGAUCACAUUCACGUAGACGAAUAUACUCCCGGAAAAUGUCUUUCCGUGUCAUAUUGGAGAGAGCUAACUAAUAAAGAUCCUCGAUCAGAAUUGGGAUACAAGCUUACAGUACAGGUUGAUCAACAUGAUCCAGCUAGAUCUCUUGCAAUUGUACAUGUUCCAUCUUUAGGUAAUAAAGAAAGCGAGAUAGCGGACAGGGCAAUUAGAUCUGACCAGUUAUCGAUGGAAUGUUUGUUGGUGCAUACAAUUUAUGUACGCACUAGAAGUAGGCUAUUAGAUUUGAAACAAGAGUUACAGACAAUGUUGAAAGAUGUCGAAUGUACUUUAGCUGGAUCACCUGCAAUUCUUUCUGUUCCAAUUUUGCAACCUUGUUUAAGAGCAGAGCAUCUUUUGGUUACUGUCGAUACUCAUACAGGAAUGUUACAAUGUCAUGUACCUCAGUACAAGGCGCCUUUAGUUCCUGAAUUAACAGCUGCCUUAAAUGGUGACCACUCUCGUCUUCCUACUUUGAUAUCAGAGCUCAGAUUUUGGAUAACACAAAGGAGAUGCGAGAAAACAUUGCAACAUCUUCCAGCAACUUCUCACGAGCGUUUGCCAGUCCUCCAUCAUCCUGAUCAUCCAAUGGCUAAAAUUAGUAGACAUCGCAUGUUUGUUCAACUUCAUCGGCAUCCUACAGUGAUCUUGAUAGUGGCAUUCAAAGAAAAAGAAACUUCACUGUGCGAGAUUGAAUGCUCGUUUCAUCUUGCUGUGGUAAAGCACAGUUCAGUUGAAGAUGAUCUUCAGGAUGAUAGUAUCGAAACAGAGAUUCCAAAGAUGUAUUUAAAGGUUCAAAGUCUAAUUGAAUUUGAUACUUUCGUGAUAACCCAUGGCCCUUUCACCAGCGUUGAUAGUGAAUCUACCGAAACCAGCAGUAUUAAACGCAGAAGUACUGGACCUAGCGGAAGGACUGACGCCAGUGCUACAUUACAAAACAGAAGAUCGAAGCAGCCUGCAUACUUUAUUCCGGAGCUAGCACACGUUGUUGCUCUUUGCGAUGAAAGAAUACCUUUUGUAACGCUAGCACAAGAAUUGACUAGGAGAGACAUAGCUCACCAAGGACUUCAAGUCGAAGCAAAUGCUACUGCAUUGGUUUUAAAAUUAGUUCAAUUACCUGCUCCUUCUACUGCGAUAAGUUUCGACUGUGCGUGGCAUGCACUUCUUAAAAGAUUGCUCAGCGUUUCAAUCAGAGUACAAGGUAAAGGUAUGGCCAAAACAUGGAUGGCUGAGUUUGUGUUUUAUGGUAGCCCUCUGUCUAGUAGUCAUCCAAAGGAACAAGGGCUACGUAGACCUGUAUAUUUCCAAUACGAAAUGGGAACAGCAGAUACUGUAUCGCGCACAGUAGAUGCGUUGCUAAAUGAUUGGGCACAGAUUGUACAUCUCUAUUCUAUAGUACAUGAUUUAGCAGAAUAUUUUAAGAUGGAGAAGUACAGUUUACGCAAUAUGAUUAGUAUAAAAUCAUACAACUAUAGUAAAUUAGUCUUAGCCUAUGGUCCCAACCGCGGAGCCACUGUUACUGUACAAUGGAAUACAAACGACAAAACAUUUAAGUUAAUAUUUGGGAAAAGUCCAACGAGCACUAUAACUAACGCUCAUUCGAUUAUGAAGGAACAACUUGAGGCUCAUUUGAAUAGGCAUAGAAAUUUAGCACAGCUUGCACACAUUCUUCACGAAACGCUUCAACCUCUUACAUCGAUCAGUAAAUUACCCACUAUCCCACAGCUUUGCGUUUACAAUUCGCGACCUCAAGUACCAGUACAAACCUUUACCAUUAUGCCACAGUGCGUAACUUUGGUUAGAAUUGCAUAUCAGGGUAUGUACUGUUUGGAAUUGCGUUUACGAGGUGGCGGAUUGGUGAGCCUAAGAGACGGAGCAUACAGUCGUUUUGAUAGGAGUUACGUUGUAGACGAAUUUACCCCAACACAAGGCCUCAAGGCAUUUUUAUCGAAAUAUGUGGACGAAAGUGCAGUAUUUCGUAGAAGAUCUCAGUCGGAGGAUGACAAUCCCCCAUCUCCUGUAACAAUGGAUAGCGAUGGUGGUAGUGGAAGUGGGAAUGUAGGUUUCCUGAGCCACCAUAGAAGUGGACCGCAAUCACCUGCACAACAACGAGAUGGUUUAAGAUUUCAUCCGCCACUUACUCCACCUUCUGGUAGUAAUCCUCACACACCAGCCAGCCCUCACACUACUAAUAUAUCACAGACAAAUCAACACCAGAGUUUUGGAAGUAGCCCAGCCACGUCUUUCAAUUUGGCUUCGCCACCAUCUCUUCCACCUAACACACCUAAUAUGCUGCCACAUCCUUCGCCGGGUUCUGGAUUGGUUGCCAAUAGUCCUCUGAAUCCAAUGCAUGUUCCUAGUCCAGCUGGCUUGAUGCCUACAUCAUCGCCUGGACCUUGUAGUAGCGUUCAAGUUGGUCACUCACCUGCAGGAUCUUUUAUGCAAACUGGACACAUAGACGGAAGUCCUUUCCCAUCUACACAGAGUAUGGCAUCACCAGCAGCAUCAAAUUGGCCGGGAUCGCCCAAUGUACCUAGGCCAUCUCCUGCACGUCCUGCGCAGAGUCCAGGGCAUGCUGCUCUACAUAGCCCUCAAGCUUCUGAUCAUAAAGCAGGAACACAUAUUUCGAGAGUACUUCCACAACGUUCAUGGGCUGGCGCUGUACCUACUCUACUUACUCAUGAAGCUUUAGAACUACUUUGUUGUCCUUCGCCACACCCUUCUGGCCUUCCUGGGCCAGAUCUUUCUCCACUAGAAAGAUUCUUAGGAUGUAUUUACAUGCGAAGACAGUUCCAACGAUUCAUACAAACCGAUGAUUGUUUAACUGCAAUCAACAGCACCGAACCAGGAAUUGUACAGUUCAAGGUGGAAAGCCUGCAAUGCCGAGUUGGUUUGAAUCCACAACAUUUGCAAUCCCUUCAUAUAAAAGUACAACCUCUUCCAGAGCAUAAAGAUCAAUGGACACUAGAAGAGUUACAAAUUAUAGAGAAAUUUUUUGACACAAGAGCAGCAGCUCCACCAUAUAAACCAAACACACUUUCUGGCUUUGGUAGAAUGUUGAAUGUACCAUUUAACGUUCUAAAAGAUUUUGUACAAAUUAUGAAAUUGGAAUUAGUACCUGGAUUAGUACAACAGCAGCAACUUAAAUGGAACGUGCAAUGGUGUUUAAGGAUUCCUCCUUCUGGUACUCCAAUUGUACCGACUGGUAUGGCAGCCGUGCUUGUUUGCAGGAAUAAAAUCCUUUUCUUUUUACAAAUAACAAGGAUUGGAUUACCGUACCAGGGAGAGACACCUUCUCUGGUUUUACCGUUAGUUUACGAUGUUAGCACGAACGUAACACAGUUGGCCGAGAAACGAGAUCCUAGUCCAGCUUCUGCAAUGGCUGCUGCAUCCCUUCAAUUAAAGAGAUUUGCUGAAUACGGUGCAAAUCAAUCCGAAUGUUCUCUUUUUCCUGCUGUUAGGGACUUGUUAGCUAAUUUGACUCUUCCAUCAGAGCCACCAGUUAUGUCUCAAGUAGUUCCAUCACCAGCUGGAGGACAGGUAACACCAACGCAGCAAAUUCAAAGUCCUGCAAUGCAAUUGCAUUCCCCUAUGGCUGGAAAUCAAGGCCCUUCGCAAGGUCCUUACGGGAUCCAAGGUAUGCCACCAAUGGGAAUAAUGGGUGGACCACCUCAAUAGGACACACUUUACUCUCCUAGUCCCCUCUGUUUACCAACUCAAUCAACAUGGAUGAACUAAGUUGUAUCAUAAUGUCUGCUCUACAUGUGCGUUUUCUUAUUCAAUGAACCAUUUCGGGGAAUUUUAGGAGAGUUGUUUCGAGAGAACGUUUGUUUUGGAAAAAUCUUCUCAUAAACUCUGCCAUUGUAAAGAUUGUAGCUAAAAUUUUGUUCAUACGAAUUUGUACACAUCACAGAAACAGUGUUAUAGGAUAAUUUAAGGAUAGACGGACCCAGCUUCGUCUUUAGGUAAGUGUAAUUUAUUAACUGAAUAAAAUUUACUUUUAAUACAAUCCAUCUAUCCUUUAAUUAUCUUGUAUUUUUGUAUAAACCUGUAUUCAUAAAAUUGACCGUAAGAAGAGUCGUAUUACACAUUAUUUCAGAGUACAAAUUUUACAUUGCGUCGGUGAAUAAACUUUCUAAAAUUUCUUAGAAUCAAUCUCACAUAUUUAGUUUACUAAGACCAUUAUAAUUAAAUUUUUUAAUUUGGUACAGUUAUGAUUCAUACCUAGGAUAAGUAAAUAUCUUUUUAUUCUAAAUAAUGACUGUGAUACUAUUCCUUUUCGACUAUUUUGGUUGGUUAUGUUAUAUUCAAUUUCCCAUUGACUAAAUCCGUCCUAUUUUACUUGAUUUUAUAACGAACACUGGGUAGACCAAACACAGAGCAAAGUAGGAACUACCACAGGAAAUAAAAAUUUACGUACUUUUUUUUUUCUUUGGUUGAGUUACUUCUCGACAGCUUUGACCAACCAAAAUAGUUGAAAUACAUCUUAGUUGAAGCGAAGAUUAAGUGAAUUCUAUGAUUAGACUUAAAUUUAUAACUAAAUGUUAUACAAAGUUGAAAAAUACAAAAAUUAUAGCAUAGUCAAAGAUUAGGAAGAACAAGUACGAUGUAUAAAGUAAUUAGAUUGAAAUCAGAUCAAGAUCAAAGAUGACUUUCCUUUUCCUUUCGCAUUGAAGUGUGAGGCCAGACAAAUUUAUUAAUAAAUAAUCAUCCCAUUUCAAGAAUAUUCAAAGUGCUAAGUGAUUUUUGUACAUUUUGUAACAUAUUCUGUGUAUGUAACUGAAUUACAUAUUGUAAUAAUAGGUCGAUUUUUAUUUUAGUACUGUAGGUUUUACUUGAUAAAUAUAUAUGAUACAGUUUCCUAUCGUAACAAAUUUAAUUAACUAAGCUUUGGUACGAUUAACCGUUUAACAAUCAAUCGUUAAACUUUUAUUAAUAUUCGUUAAAUCAACUGUUUAUAACUACUCUUCGACUUUAAGAAUAAAGACCAUACUUACUACUUCAAAACGGUGCCUUCAUUCUUCC
This is a messenger RNA of Hylaeus anthracinus, 6148 nucleotides long. RefSeq names its product mediator of RNA polymerase II transcription subunit 14 (gene MED14). Gene Ontology annotation, cellular component: core mediator complex; mediator complex. Lineage: Eukaryota; Metazoa; Arthropoda; Insecta; Hymenoptera; Colletidae. Bases 194 to 4801 code for a protein of 1535 amino acids. Gene Ontology annotation, molecular function: transcription coregulator activity. The record is from RefSeq and is a predicted model, not a curated record. The transcript is spliced from 19 exons. Gene Ontology annotation, biological process: regulation of transcription by RNA polymerase II.